Propithecus coquereli (Coquerel's sifaka) is the source of this 480-nucleotide messenger RNA. RefSeq names its product small integral membrane protein 2 (gene SMIM2). Bases 68 to 376 code for a protein of 102 amino acids. The transcript has a single exon. NCBI's taxonomy places the organism in Eukaryota, Metazoa, Chordata, Mammalia, Primates, Indriidae. The record is from RefSeq and is a predicted model, not a curated record.
AGCAUCAUCUGGCUGUCUGGCACUAUCAAAGGAUUGCAUUUCUGACCCAACAAGAGCUCGUGGGUGGAUGGGGGCAGGAAGGAGGUUGGGGAGAGGGACUGAUGCUAGCCAGGCUGCCUCACGGUGCGGUGGAGAAACACGUGGCCGUGCCAUUAGCAUCCUGUUUAGCUCCUGGACGAGUUUCAUCUGUGACACCUACAUAGUCCUCACUUGGAACAGCAGGAUAAAAAGCGGCCCUGGUGUUCACGCCUCUUCUGAUGAGCCACACACCAGAACAUGGCGGAACAGAAGGCAAGGCCACGCAAAGGAGGGCCAGAGUCAGGUGGCAGAGCAGGUGACAUCUAGACUCUCAGCUCUUUGCAGGCAGCUAUUUUAACAGAGCCAUUUUACUGCAGCUAUUUUGACAUGAGGAUAUUUUGAUAUGUCCCCAAAAUUCUGCUGAUAAAUGCUCAGCUUUCGAAAAAAAUAAAUGAUGAGUAA